GUAACGGUAGCUGUCUCCUCCGAGCCCUCAAUUGUUUCGGUUUGUUGACGUUUGCUGGAGUACAGCAGCAGCUAGUAACAGGGGUCUGCCCCUUGUUUUAAGCGAGUCGUGUGAGAGUCACCGCAGCUAGCCAGUUAAAUGAGCUAACGUUAGCUUAAAUGGGUUUUCGAGUGAAAAGAUGAUCGCCUCGCUCUCUAGAGGAAGUUUGCUGGACGAGGUUCUCCAUGGGGGCUUUAAUGAGCAGCAGCAGCUGGCAGCCUAUGUUUCCUGGGUGAACUCUCAGCUGAAACGGAAACCAGGCCUGAAGCCGAUCACAAGCCUCAGGCAUGAUCUGCAGGAUGGGGUUGUGCUCACACAACUCAUAGAGAUAGUUGCUGGGGAAGUGCUGGAAGGAGUGUAUGCUGCUCCACAAAACAAAGAGGAAAGCAGGAAGAAUGUGGAGCAAGUCCUGCAGUUCAUUUCCUCCAGACACAUACGCAUGCCGCACAUAUCCGCAAGAGACAUUGUCGAUGGUAAUCUGAAAUCUGUCAUGAGGAUAAUUCUGGCACUGGCUGCCCACUUCAAACCCACAGCCAAUCACAGGGCUGCUUUUGGCAACAGGAGGACUUUGACAAGAGGCUCUGCCAACCACAACCCUCUCUCCACUGUUGCACUAGCACAAGGUGCCGCUGCCACACUGGCAUCAGCACGACUUGAUGCCUCGCAGCCUGCACGCAGCAUACGUCUCCACGGUGGCUGGGGGCUGGAUGUGGACAAGACUGUUUGUGUUCGUGCACUGGUUGAGCAGUAUGAAAAAGGAGCUCCAGAUGAGCCAGAUAAUUCUCAGUCUAACAGUCUCAGCUCCGUGAGUCCGCUGUCAACUCCCAGAGCUCCUCCCAGCAGCCACUCAGACAGCCAGCAGGAAGACCGUCAACAACAGGAGGGCAGUGGCGCUGAGUCAUCUCAUGUUGGAGUGGAAACGGCAUUGGAGGAUCCUCUGAGUGAAACUUUGGAGAAGGACGUGCAGGAGACACGUAAAAUGGUGUCUGCUUUACAGGCCCUGCUGCUGCAUGGUUCACUGCCUGAGGAUGAGCAGGAUGUGUCUUUGAGUUUGGACCAAGGCAGUGCUGAACAGCAACUGGUAGUCAUUCGUAGUCGUUUGGAUCAGAGCAUGGAGGAGGCGCAGGAGCUAAAGAGGGAACUGUUGCGCUGUAAGCAGGAGAUGAGAAACUUGCAGGGAGUCAAGGAUGCCCAGCAGCAGAGGCUGUGUACUCAGGAAGCAUCAAUACUGCAGAUGAAGCAGGAGCUUCUCAGAGCCAGCAUGACGAAGGAUGACCUCAGCAACCGUAACGCGGAGCUGCAGUGGAAGCUGGAGGAAUGCAACAGGCUAUGGGGCGAAUGCAAGAAGGAGAUUGGACAGAAGGACAGACUGCUGCAGCAACUCAAGCAGAAGCUUGAAGAAAGUCAAAAAAAGCAGAAUGAAUUGCAAAGAGAGUUGGAGCAAAAAAACAGCAUGCAGAUUCCCUCUGGCACCGAAAACAAUGGAUAUUCUCCCUCUGUGUCAGAUCAGGCAGAAGAGGUUCAGCUGCUCAGAGAUUCACUUCGGAGUUUGAGGAACAACUUCAGAGAGCACGACCCGCAGCACCAUACACUGGACACUCUGGAGCAGGGCAUAGUAUCACUCAUCGACAGACUGCAUGUUCUGCACACACACAGGGGGAGGGGCAAAUCUCCAAGACGCAAAGGCCAACACACAGACUCUGACACCUGGCCCUCCACAAAGGUUUGCCAAUCCCACAGCGGGUCCUCUGCCUCCACUAAAAUCCUUUAUUUCACUGGAAAAUCCCCAACGCCUUCUAUGAUCAAUAUUCCGAAAAGGCUCGGUGAGGUGACUCUCAAAGAUGUAAAGGCAGCUGUGGAUCGAGAGGGAAACUACAGGUACCACUUCAAGGCCCUGGACCCUGAGUUUGGCACUGUCAAAGAAGAGGUAUUUCUGGACGGAGCAAUUAUUCCAGGCUGGGAAGGAAAAAUAGUGGCCUGGGUAGAGGAGGACCGUGGUGAAGAAAGACCAUUUUAGGGUCAAGAUGAGGGGCCAUGACACUUUCUGUUUCUGCUCGUGGUCCCUCUGAUCCCAGAGGGACAUCGAGAUGACUGUUCAACACCGGCACAAGUGGACACUUUUUGAGAUUCACAUUAUCAUUAAAAUACUGUAAGACUUGUCAGCAAGAGAUUUGUGUUGUUCAGGUGGUACUAAACCACAUUUACUGGCUCUGGAAACAGUGUAGAUCUGUAACUGAUGUCUAGAAUAUUGUAAAGCUCAAUGCCUUUACAGAGGACAGCUAUUUCCAUCAUGUGCUUAUUGUUGCCAGGCUGUAACUGUGUUAUCAAAACUGGACUCAAAAGUAGACAAAAAAUAUUUUAAUUUAACUGUUUCUGAAACCACACUUGUGUUGGUUCUCCUCUAGUGGAAGGAGGUUUUUACUGUUAAAAAAAAAGUCAUUUCUAAGGGUUUAGUAUUGCAGUCCUAGUGCAGCAAUGAAGUAUUUAAAAGGUAUGAAUGAAUACAUGUUUGGAAUAUGUAUUGUCCAUUUUUUAAUAUGAAAUGUAAAGUGAAUAUACAGUAUUAUCUACCACAGCAGAAAAUAUUAACAAUAAUUUUCUGGGGGACAAAAAAAAUGUCAUUUUUGGAUAGAAAUGUUACAAAGACCAGGAAAGUCACACAAGUUCUUUUUUUGUUAGUGCUGCACGAGGUUUUUUCGACAUUCUGACCUGCUGACAAAUACACUGUCCAGCCAUCACCUACUACUGCUUUGUGUUCAUUCAAUAUUCAUUACAUUACAUUUAACAGGUAACACAAAAAGACAAAAAGGGUGAUGAUCAUCUUGAGAUGUCCAAACAGAAAAAUCUAUUGGAAAAACAAAAAAGCACCUAAAUUUAAUUUAGACCGAUAAAAUUAACUAAAUAUGACCCAAAUCCAGAUGUGGCGUUCAGUGUCAGUCAGUAACUCACCAGCAUGCAAGCAAACAGAACGUGCUCAUACUGAACUGCUGUCAGAUCAUUUUUUAAAAAAAAUAUGCUGGAAUUUUAAUGUUCAUGCGGAAAAAUGUAGGAGAACAGCACUGUUGUUUACUUUAUGAAAUUGUUUUGUACAUUUGUGUAAAAUUAUUUUCACUGUCCUUUUUUUUAAGUGUAUGUAUUUGUUUAAAGAGAGAUCCCUGAGAGAUGAGAAUGUUUCUGCAGAUGCUGUGGAUGUGAAUUUGACAUCAGAGAUUUAAAGGAGACUAUUGUCCUGAAACUAUGGACCAUACCACUAUUUAUGGUUUGUGUGUGUGUGUGUGUGUGUGUGUGUUUGAAUAUGUGUGCAUGUGUCUCUGUGUGUAUGAAAUCAGCAUGGACCUUUGAAAUGCUUUCCUCCACUCUGCUUCUGUCUGCCUAUUUGGGAUCCAUGUGUUUGCCUUCACUAACAAGCCAACUGAAAUAUGCAUCAGUCUACUUAUAGAUAAGACCUGUUUUAAUGCCAUAACUGCCUGUACUGUAAAAUGUACAAUUUGCUGGUGAGAUGGUUAUUAUCAUUUCUUUUGUUUACUGAAGUGUUUUACAAAAUAUGGAUACAGUCUUAAAAAAUAAAACAU
This is a messenger RNA of Plectropomus leopardus (leopard coralgrouper), 3611 nucleotides long. RefSeq names its product dixin-A-like. Gene Ontology annotation, biological process: canonical Wnt signaling pathway. Gene Ontology annotation, cellular component: cytosol. Gene Ontology annotation, molecular function: protein binding. The record is from RefSeq and is a predicted model, not a curated record. Lineage: Eukaryota; Metazoa; Chordata; Actinopteri; Perciformes; Serranidae.